AUGUCUUCCAGAUCCAAGAACUCGCCGAGGAAGGGCAAGGAGACGGCCACGCAAGAACAGUACUAUGACCAGCAAUACUAUGGGUCCUUGGCAGGAACGAGCAGUUACUAUGCCUCUUCCACAACGACGGCAACUACGGGGCCCAGUAACUCUUCUGUGGAGGCAGGGACGCCGGAACAAACUGUUCUGAAGUCCAAAUCUAUCAAGAGUGAUGGUGAAAUCACGCUGCAAGGACCCAUUGAGGUUGGGGGAUCCGUGCGAUCUGGGGGUAAUGUCAUCUUCAACGGCGACUUUGACGUAAGAGACAAGGUUGAAGCAUAUGGUGCCAUCGAAGUCAAUGGCAAUUUGGCCUGCGAUGGAAAAAUGAAGGCGUACGGAAACAUUAAUGUGGCCGGAUACAUGUCUGUCCGUGACAAGGUGAAGGGAUUUGGAAAGUUAACGGUCUCGGGAACAUGCGAGGCCAAGGAACUGGAGAUUUAUGGUAAUACGACUAUCAAUGGCUUUUUGACGUGCAAAAAGAUGACACUGUAUGGCUCUCUUACGAUCAUCGGCCAGAACUCUGGUUACCAGGUCGAAGAGGACGAGAAGAUUUGGGGUGCCAUCAUCAGUCGCGAAGAAGAUGUGAGCUGGUGA
Colletotrichum truncatum is the source of this 633-nucleotide messenger RNA. RefSeq lists its product as uncharacterized. The record is from RefSeq and is a predicted model, not a curated record. NCBI's taxonomy places the organism in Eukaryota, Fungi, Ascomycota, Sordariomycetes, Glomerellales, Glomerellaceae.